UGAAAUGCAAGAAACUGAUAAUUCUGAAACUAAUAACGAUAAUAAUAUUAAUGAAAUAUAUGAAUCUGUGGAUACAGAGGUUAAUAAUAUUCUUAAUGAAGCAGAAGAGUCUGAUGAUAGUUUAGAAUAUAAUAAAAAAAAUCAAAGAUCUAAAGAG
This is a messenger RNA of Cetraspora pellucida, 157 nucleotides long. The record is from the annotation of a GenBank genome assembly. NCBI's taxonomy places the organism in Eukaryota, Fungi, Glomeromycota, Glomeromycetes, Diversisporales, Gigasporaceae.